Molecule: messenger RNA, 3570 nt
Organism: Penicillium brasilianum
Lineage: Eukaryota; Fungi; Ascomycota; Eurotiomycetes; Eurotiales; Aspergillaceae
Source: the annotation of a GenBank genome assembly
CUGGAGACCAUAUCUUCCGAGAGAUAACCAUGAAUUAGAGCCAAUCGUUUUUUCAUGUAGAAUCUGUACCUGCCAGGUACCAUCUCGAUUGCAGUGCAGACAGUGGAGUCCAGCCGUACCCACUCGGUACCUCGUCAACACUUUUUCCCCACAGGCCCAGCCUCUUCGUUUCUGCGCGCCCCCUAUCCAUCGCUCAUCUUUCUCCGUCAUCCGUUCUUUGUUCUUGCUCUUUUCUUUUCUUCAUAUCCUUUUACUCUGUACAUCUUACAAUCAACCAUCCAAUUCAUGUGAAUUUUGCCGCGGUCGCUCACAGACACCGCACGCACUGCCACUGACGUCCAUCCGCGCUGAUCGUUUCUCCCCCGCCUUGAUUCCAUUCAAACCUUCCAGAAACAUUCCGCGAUCAGCACUGCAGUAUUAAAGCCACAGCUUGAUCAUUAUUUCAUCAUUGAGAGAUUUUGACUGUGCGACUCCUUAUUAUUCAACUCGGUCGCGUGUGGAUCUUGUGCUUGUAUCGGCAUCAUAUUUCUCAAUCUGAACGCUUCAACGGUGACAAAGUGCCCUGAGUCAAGUGUUUCAGCUUAGUCGCCGAGUCUCGUCUUCGGACGACUUCGUCCUCCCAACAAACCCUCCCUCCUGCUCUUCCUCUCAUCUCUCCCACUGCUGGCCAGUGUGGUUCAUGCGACAAGGUUUCCUCCAAGUCCCACCACCUCCUCUUGACCAUACCCAUCAUGGAACCCCACGAUAGCUUAUACCAUGCCUCCACCCUUUUGGCUCGCGCCGACUCCUCAGGCCGCCCAGCCUCCUACAAAGCCGUCGGUAUCUCGCUAGCCGUCGCCUCGGGCGUCUUCAUCGGCAUCUCUUUCGUGAUCAAGAAGGUCGGCCUGCUCAAGGCGAACGUCAAAUACAACGAAGAGGCCGGUGAAGGCUACGGAUACCUCAAGAAUGCGUGGUGGUGGCUAGGCAUGACCCUCAUGAUCGUGGGCGAGAUUUGCAACUUUGUCGCAUACGCUUUCGUCGACGCUAUCCUAGUCACCCCGUUCGGCGCGCUCGCCGUCGUUAUCACCACGAUCCUUUCUGCGAUUUUCCUGAAAGAACGACUUAGUUUUGUUGGCAAGGUUGGCUGUUUCUCUUGUAUCAUCGGUUCUGUCGUGAUCGCGAUGAAUGCGCCAGAGCAGUCCGCCGUCAACGAUAUCCAGGGUAUGCAAAAGUUCGUGAUCGCGCCCGGUUUUCUGUCGUAUGCUGGUGUGAUUCUGAUCGGGGCGGCGAUUACGGCGAUUUGGGUGGCUCCCCGGUACGGCAAGAAGAGCAUGUUCGUUUAUAUUAGCAUUUGCAGUAUGGUUGGUGGAUUGAGUGUUGUUGCGACGCAGGGUCUGGGCUCGGCCAUUCUCGCACAGAUCAAUGGCGAGUCGCAGUUUAAGCAUUGGUUCCUUUAUGUGCUGUUCGUCUUUGUGGUUUGCACGCUACUGACGGAGAUUAUAUACCUCAACAAAGCGUUGAACCUUUUCAAUGCCGCCCUCGUCACCCCAACCUACUACGUCAUGUUCACUAGUGCGACUAUCAUCACUUCGGCCAUCUUGUUCCAGGGAUUCCAGGGAACUGGAAUCCAGAUCGCAACGGUGAUCAUGGGCUUCAUGCAAAUCUGCGUCGGCGUGGUCCUGCUCCAGCUAUCCAAAUCUGCCAAGGAUGUUCCCGAUGCUGCCGUGUUCAAGGGUGACCUGGAUCAGAUUCGUGAGGUGGCUGCUCAGGAGGAGCCUGAAUAUGAGCCCAAGGCCGACUCCAUCCGCGGUGCGGCAUCUAUUCUUCGUCGUAUCUCGACCACUCGCCGCGAACACGAACAGGAUGAAGCCCGGCGCUUCGUCAACGAGAAACAAGAAGAUUUCCUGAAGCCACCUGCCGAGAACGAAAUCAUUGAAUGGGAUGGUAUUCGUCGACGCAAGACCGUCAUUGGAGAUGGACCUACCAUGUCUCGUCCACGAACGCCUCGCUCACCCUCGGUCAAACAGUCGCUACCCCCACUGGGCAUGUCUCGAUUCCCCGAUCCAGAAGAUGAUGAUGAAAACCGGCCCAGCACCAAGCAGAGUGGACCCUCGUUCCUCGGCGAGAUCCGAUCUCGCACAUCAAGCAUUCUACAGCACGGUCAAUGGUUACCCGUCCACAAGGGAGACGAGAAGACCCUCAGUGCCAACACUGAUACGGAAAUGACGAAUCGGAAGAGCGCCGUCGACACCGAAUACCAUGGUGCUGGAGGCCUCGAACCUCCCUUCUACCCAGGAGGUCGCGAGCGCAGCGACACCCCCCGUUCCAUCCAUUGGGCUGACGAAAAGGCCGAUGACAACCGACCCCAGACUCACCACGCUCUCGAACCGCCAUAUGUCGCACGUCGCCAAUUCUCCUUUAACAGCAUGUUCAGCCGAAACAAAUCGCAAAGCAACCCGCCAUCCCCUAAACGCACCGCCAGCCCACCACGCGGUAUUUUGCGCCGCAACCACGGCAUCGACGGGGAUAUGCGCAAGUCCGCCACCGAAGAAGAGCGACUCGGUCUUGUCCGAGGCGACUCGCGCACUGCCGAAGAAAAUCUGGGCGAGAAACUCGAACGCUGGUCCAGCGCCGAAUCUGACGCUGCCGAGAUUCAGCCCAUGCACCGACACCCGCGGCCCUCUGGUCGCGCCCACGGCGAUUCAGUCUCUAGCAUGUCGACAUCCGCAUUCCCGCCUUAUGAAGACCACCACGCUUUCUACGCGCAGUCGGGCAAUGUAUCGAACCCGUACUACCUCCCUCACGAUAAACAAGCGACUGCCUCGCCGAAAGAAAUGGACGAGCAGGAAGGAUGGAGUGCCCCACGCUCACGCACGAGAACCAAUUCCUCAUCACACCCACGGGCCCCUCCUCCCGCGCAGUCCUCGUUCUCGACUCAUCGUCAUCCAAACCCGCUCCCACCACUGCCUGAUAACGCACCCCUUACACUAGACGGGGGUGUGCGAUCUGUCUCAUCCGAUUCCUCUGAUAUGGGCGUUGCGUCGAUUUCCUCGACCGAGGCUCGCGAUGACGAUAACAUACCUGCGGCUGCGGCUGCGCCUGAAGUCACUAGACAGCACAGUGGUUGGCGCCGACACAUGUCUGAGACUAGCAGUGCGGAUGGUGAGAGCUAUGAACCGAGGAGUCCUCCUCGUGGAGGUUCAAAGGGAGCGUUUCUUUAAGUCUUAACGUCUGAUGAAAUCUGGCUGAUGAUGACUUUCAUUUUCUUGCACAUAUGUUGCUAUUUACCAUUGACAUGAGAUAUAUCUCUGGUCGUUGGACGGAAUGAGGUUGGCGGUUUACAUUUGAUGACGUUUAUUUCUUUGAUUGCAUUUACAGCGGUGUUUAUUCUGAUUCUGAUUUGGAAUUCUCUGGGAACAUGGGAGUGGAUCUGUGUUGGGUGAUAUGUUUGCAUGUCGAUGUUGGUAUUCGGUGUACAUCUUUGGAUAAUGUUGUACACUGCUUGGACCUGGAUUUGGACUGUUGUACAUAUAUGGACGUGGGAUCACGUCGAUGAUAAACGAUCUAAUGCAUUAUGAUUGAGGGAUGAAA